GAGAGGAAUAUACUUUGGUUUUGUUGCAUUACACUCUUCCAGACUUGGUUUACUAACUGGUUGAAGGUUGGAGAAAGGUCGCAAUAAAAUAUGGGCUGGCUUGCUAACGUUCCAGGCAGGGUUUUGUUUUGUUCUUUUUCCUGACAGCUGAGUUUACGCAGUGCCAUGAGAUGGGGGGUGUUUCGCAGAGUUGUUUUGAAAGCCGGGCUAUUUGUGUUCGUUUGCAAACUUAAACCACCACAACAAAAAUCUCCGCUUUUCAGCCUCGAUGAAGCCAAGCAGCUGUGGCGGACAUUUCGGCCUCUGAUUUCUCCCCCUGGUUAAAAGGAUGAAACCAUGGGCCUGAGCUUCUCCUGUCUGAAAGGCUUCAAAAUGUGCGUGAGUGGUGGCGGCGUCAGCAGCAGCGAGGUGGCUGUCAUGGCUGAGAAAAGGCUAAGAGUCCCAGAUAUCAUUAUCACCCCUCCAACCCCCACGGGGAAGGCACUCUUGAGAGACCCCAGUCUGGGUGGUGACGAACCACAGGACAACUGCUGAGGCAGAUGGUGGCGAUGCAGCAGCCUCCCCACUCCAGGCCAAAGAGAACAGGUGCUCGGUGGCAUUGUUAGAGGAUGUAGCACCCGGACAGCUUGCUCAGGAGCUCCCCCGGGCUCCUGAGUUUCCCGAACUCCUCCUUCCUUUUCUUCUCCCGGCCAGGUUGAUUAAAAAUGGACAGACAGCUCCACACAUACCUCACUCACGCUUGAGACCGUGGCACUGCUGCAAACGGGAAACAGGCAAAGGGACGUUCAAGGAAUCCGCCAAGCCAGUAUCUGCUUGGAGGAAGACCUGUGGAGAUGGAUGGGC
Molecule: messenger RNA, 843 nt
Organism: Candoia aspera
Lineage: Eukaryota; Metazoa; Chordata; Lepidosauria; Squamata; Candoiidae
Gene: CLMB
Product: chromosome 11 C16orf74 homolog
Exons: 2
Coding region: 337-534 (65 amino acids)
Source: RefSeq, a predicted model, not a curated record